Monodelphis domestica (gray short-tailed opossum) is the source of this 4675-nucleotide messenger RNA. RefSeq names its product transient receptor potential cation channel subfamily C member 4 (gene TRPC4). Gene Ontology annotation, biological process: regulation of cytosolic calcium ion concentration; calcium ion transmembrane transport. Gene Ontology annotation, molecular function: protein binding; inositol 1,4,5 trisphosphate binding; store-operated calcium channel activity. Gene Ontology annotation, cellular component: cation channel complex; plasma membrane. NCBI's taxonomy places the organism in Eukaryota, Metazoa, Chordata, Mammalia, Didelphimorphia, Didelphidae. The record is from RefSeq and is a predicted model, not a curated record.
GGGGAGAGUGGGAGGCGGGAAAUCCUAUCAGGAAAGCAGUUUUACAAUGUGAGCUGGAGAGGGCAAGAGAGAAUAAGAAUACACAUAGGAAAAGGCGGAAGGAGUCGUUUUAGUUGAUACCCUUCAAUGACCCUUCUUGUUCUGACACAAAACUAAACAAACCCCAAUCCAGGUGUAUAAGGCAGCGAGACAUAAUCUGGAAGAGAAUUCUCCAAUUUUAGAAGUGUAGGUGAUAUGCCGCUCCUGCGUCCUUGCCUCCUCAUCUUAAUUUCAGCAGGACCUAUUUCAUUGGAAGCAAUUGGUGCUUCUUGCAGAAGGAAUGGAAUUCCCAGAAAAAGCAAUAUGACGUGUCACUGAAGACCACGGGAGGAUAAUUGGCCACUCAUCUGUUGCACAAGUGCAAAGCCUAAGAAGACGUCUCCUUGGAUGGAAGUGAUGAAGAGAGGACUAGGAUUGGAAGCGAUGAAAGGAAUUAAAGUAGGGGUGGGGAAGGGGAGACGGUCAAGGUGAUUGCAAACCCAGAUACCGUCUGUAAUUCUACAUUUGACAAAUGGGAUUCCAAAAAGAUUCUCAUAGGACGAGUGAGGAACCAAAAGCUGCGAGUGACAAGCUGGGGAGACUUCUCUGCGACACCUUUAACACCAAGUAACUUCUUUCCAACUUUCAAGUCUGAUAAGCUGUACUACCCUCUGCUCAGUGCCAACUGCGUGGGCUGUGACUUCAUGUGCUUUCCUUGGAAAACCGAACGCUCAGAAACUCAGCGGAGAUUGAGGAAAUCCCAAAGGCAGCAGCAGUCGGGGGUGCUUUUACAAGUCACAGCUGCAGUCAACAUCACGCAGCUGGGGAUGUGAUUCUGUCUGAGAACUGGCCAGGAAACAGCAACUUUCCAGAGUCAGAUAAAUAACAUGGCAUAAGACAUGGCUCAGUUCUACUACAAAAGGAAUGUCAAUGCUCCCUACAGAGAUCGCAUUCCUCUUCGGAUUGUAAGAGCAGAAUCUGAACUCUCGCCCUCAGAAAAAGCCUACUUGAAUGCUGUGGAGAAGGGGGAUUAUGCAAGUGUCAAGAAAUCUCUGGAGGAGGCAGAAAUUUAUUUUAAAAUAAACAUUAAUUGUAUUGAUCCCCUUGGAAGAACUGCUCUUCUCAUUGCAAUUGAAAAUGAGAACCUGGAGCUUAUUGAAUUGCUCCUAAGUUUUAAUGUGUAUGUUGGAGAUGCUCUAUUACAUGCCAUCAGAAAGGAAGUUGUGGGGGCUGUGGAGCUGCUAUUAAACCACAAGAAACCCAGUGGAGAGAAACAGGUGCCUCCAAUACUCCUUGAUAAGCAGUUCUCUGAAUUCACACCAGAUAUCACACCAAUAAUUUUGGCAGCCCAUACAAAUAAUUAUGAGAUAAUAAAACUCUUAGUCCAGAAAGGUGUUUCUGUACCUAGACCUCAUGAAGUUCGCUGUAAUUGUGUUGAAUGUGUCUCCAGUUCAGAUGUAGACAGCCUCCGUCAUUCUCGUUCUAGAUUAAAUAUAUACAAAGCCUUGGCAAGUCCAUCUCUGAUUGCAUUGUCAAGUGAGGAUCCAUUUCUCACAGCUUUUCAACUCAGUUGGGAGCUUCAAGAACUGAGCAAAGUGGAAAAUGAAUUUAAGUCUGAAUAUGAAGAACUAUCCCGACAGUGCAAACAAUUUGCUAAGGACCUUCUGGAUCAGACCAGGAGUUCCAGGGAGUUGGAAAUCAUCCUGAAUUAUAGAGAUGAUAACAGCUUGAUAGAAGAACAAAGUGGAAAUGAUCUUGCAAGACUCAAGUUGGCUAUAAAGUACCGACAAAAAGAGUUUGUUGCACAACCGAACUGUCAGCAGCUCCUUGCAUCUCGCUGGUAUGAUGAGUUUCCAGGCUGGAGGAGAAGACACUGGGCUGUGAAGAUGUUGACAUGCGUCAUCAUAGGACUGCUUUUCCCUGUCUUCUCUGUAUGCUACCUGAUAGCCCCCAAAAGUCCCCUUGGACUCUUCAUCAGGAAACCAUUUAUCAAGUUUAUCUGCCAUACGGCAUCCUAUUUGACUUUCUUGUUCCUGCUGCUACUUGCCUCUCAACAUAUUGACAGGUCAGACUUGAACAGGCAGGGGCCACCACCAACCAUCGUCGAGUGGAUGAUAUUACCGUGGGUCCUGGGAUUCAUAUGGGGUGAAAUUAAACAGAUGUGGGAUGGUGGACUUCAAGAUUACAUCCAUGACUGGUGGAAUCUAAUGGAUUUUGUAAUGAAUUCCUUAUACUUGGCAACAAUCUCUUUGAAAAUCGUUGCAUUUGUAAAGUAUAGUGCACUGAACCCCCGAGAUUCCUGGGAUAUGUGGCACCCCACUUUGGUGGCAGAGGCUUUAUUUGCUAUCGCAAACAUUUUCAGUUCCCUGCGUCUGAUCUCACUGUUUACUGCCAAUUCUCACCUGGGACCUCUGCAGAUCUCUCUAGGAAGAAUGCUGCUAGACAUUCUGAAGUUUCUGUUCAUAUACUGUCUUGUGCUACUAGCUUUUGCAAAUGGCUUAAAUCAGUUGUACUUCUAUUAUGAAGAAACAAAAGAAUUAAGUUGCAAAGGAAUACGGUGUGAGAAACAGAACAAUGCCUUUUCCACGUUAUUUGAGACACUUCAGUCUCUAUUUUGGUCCAUAUUUGGACUCAUUAAUCUUUAUGUGACCAAUGUCAAGGCACAGCAUGAAUUUACAGAGUUUGUUGGGGCCACCAUGUUUGGGACAUACAAUGUCAUCUCUCUAGUCGUUCUACUCAACAUGCUCAUUGCUAUGAUGAAUAAUUCUUAUCAACUCAUUGCUGAUCAUGCAGACAUUGAAUGGAAAUUUGCACGGACAAAACUAUGGAUGAGUUAUUUUGAAGAAGGAGGUACUCUGCCUACUCCCUUCAAUGUCAUCCCAAGCCCCAAGUCUCUCUGGUAUCUUCUCAAAUGGAUCUGGACACACCUAUGCAAGAAAAAGAUUAGAAGGAAACCAGAAAGUUUUGGAACAAUAGGGAGGCGGGCAGCUGAUAAUUUAAGAAGACACCAUCAGUACCAGGAAGUUAUGAGGAACUUGGUGAAGAGAUAUGUUGCAGCAAUGAUUAGAGAUGCUAAAACUGAAGAAGGUCUGACAGAGGAAAAUUUUAAGGAGCUAAAGCAAGAUAUUUCAAGCUUUCGUUUUGAAGUCCUGGGAUUGCUGAAAGGAAGCAAGCUUGCCUCUUUACGAUCUUCAAAAAUCAUGAAGGAGCCUCCAUUGGAGGCUGAGGAGAAGAGUGACAGUGAAGGGAGCGACAAGACAAAGAAAAAGAAUUUCAGCCUCUUUGAUAUCACUAGCAUGAUUCAUCCAAGGUCAGCAGCCAUUGCUUCAGAAAGACAUAACGUGAGCAAUGGUGCUGCCCUCAUGGUUCAUGAAACCCCCAAAGAGAAGCAGAAGAAAGUGAACUUUGUGGCAGAUGUCAAACACUUUGGGCUGUUUCAUAAACGCUCGAAACCACACUCUGCAGAGGCAAGCGCCAACCAGAUCUUCUCGGUUUCAGAGGAAGUUUCCCGACAACAGGCUGAUGAAGAAUUUGGAAAACAUUUUCAACUGGAAGCAAGAGGACUGGCCACCAAAGGUGAACGGAGUGUUGCAGGACUCAGUGAACCAUGUGUGUUAUCAGACACAAAAAGAAGGAACAGAGAGACUUUGAAUUUACCUUUUGGGGAGAGCCUUUGUCCCUUGGAAUCAGAGAAGUUGGUGGUAGAGGACACUGUGCCCAUAAUACCAAAGGACAUGCAUGCUAAGGAAGAGGCCAGUGCUAAAGACUGUGAAUUAAAAAUCACAGAGACAGUGAUACACGAAGACUAUGUAACAACAAGAUUGUGAUAGCCAAAGGAGAAAGAGCAUACAAAUAUAUGUGUAUAUACAUUUUUUGCUAAGUGGUUGGGUUGGGGUGUUUAAAAUCUGUAUUCUCAAAUGCUUUUACUUGAUAGCAUUUAUCUGUGUCACAUUAUCUUGUAACAUGACUAAGUAUGCAAAGGCAAUAGAACAUCUUUCUGUUUUGUAGCUGCUUUUGCUUUCACAAUUUGUUUUACGUUUUUCAAUAAAUUAAAGCAUCUUGUAUUCUUGUACUGUUGUAAUAAUCUGCAGACACUUUUUAAUCUUUCUUUUUAGCUAAACAAAUUCAUUGGCUCAAAUAUGGGAACUGAUUCCAUUGAUACUUAUUUUAUGUGCAAAAAUAAUAACAUAAAAACAAUCUACCUUUUAGUUUCUUCAAGAUGAUUACUUAUCAUGACCUUUUCCCCAAAUCCAGAGGUUUGAGUUACAAUUUCAAACUUAAAUGUUCAAGGUUGUAAGCAUAAAUAUGUAUGACUAACAUUUUCUAAAACUUUUCCGUGAGUUAUUUAAUUUUUAAAUAAUCUUUCAUUUCUUUGUUAUGAUUAUUUUGAAAAUAUUUCUUCAUGGACAACUUUUCACAUUUAAUUUACAGAAUCCUUGGGUUUUGCCAAUGUUUUCUUUCAAUAAGUAAAAGAAAUGUGUGUGCCUUGAGGAUAUCUUAAUGACUCUUUCAAAAGAUUCAAUCAGAAAAACAGCUACCAGUCCAAGAAAUUGUUUUAUUUUUCUUAUGCUACCUAUGUAAUUUUCAAAAUCUUGUAUAUGUGGCUUGUUGGAGAAUAACUAACUAAUAAAAAUAAUUUUUCCUGAAACCUAGAAAA